Rosa chinensis is the source of this 6110-nucleotide messenger RNA. Its product is annotated as receptor-like protein EIX2. Gene Ontology annotation, molecular function: protein binding. The record is from RefSeq and is a predicted model, not a curated record. Lineage: Eukaryota; Viridiplantae; Streptophyta; Magnoliopsida; Rosales; Rosaceae. The transcript is spliced from 10 exons. The coding region runs from base 129 to 3125 and encodes 998 amino acids.
CUGACUGGACUUGGAAACUUGUAAGACGGGGUCGUUGAUGACUCUGGAAUACCUGGACACCAUUCAUUUCAGACUUUUCGGUAUUUAAUGUUACUCGGUUUUAGAUUUCUGUACAUUUCUGUAUAAUCAUGGAUAGCUUCUGUGCAAACCUAUUCAAGCCUACCAGCUAUCGCUUCCUCGUCAAAAAUGUUGCUCACUACUUGCUCUUUGUUAUUCUGGCAUCUUCAUAUCUGCACACUACUAAACUGUGUGUGGGAGAUGGACUUCCGAGUGGUGUGAGAUCAUCAUCAUGCAUCGAGGAAGAGAGACGAGCGCUUCUCAGCUUCAAAGGAGAUGUUACUGAUCGUUCCGGCAGGCUUUCUUCUUGGGUGGGUCAGGAUUGCUGCCGCUGGAAAGGGAUUUCGUGCAACAACCGUACAGGUCAUGUUGCAAGGAUGGACCUCCGAAACCCGAAGUAUGAUCACGGCUUCUACGGGGAGACUUCUUUGGGGGGUAAGAUUAAUCCUUCUUUGCUUAUCUUGAAGAACUUACGUUACCUUGAUCUAAGUGGAAACUAUUUUUAUGGACGUCAAAUUCCUAACUUCUUUGGGAAGCUUCAAAGUUUGAGGUAUCUCAAUCUCUCAUACAAUUCAUUUGUGGGAGAGAUUCCCCCAUCUCUUGGUAACCUCUCAAACUUGAACUAUCUUGACCUCAGUACUAAUAAUGUUGAUGAUCUUUCUUCCAAAAAUUUGAAUUGGCUUUCUCACCUCUCUUCCCUAAAGUAUCUCAAUCUUGGAGGUGUGAACCUUAGCAGCACAGGAGUGAGUUGGCUACAUGAUGUCACCAUGCUUCCUUCACUCUUAGAGUUGCAUUUGUCUGAUUGCCAAAUUCAAAACCUUCCACACUCCCAGCUGCCGUCGGUGAACUUCACAUCCCGCCUAUCGGUUCUUGAUAUAUCAGAUAAUCAUAUUAAUUCUUCAUUUCCCAGCUGGUUUUUUAAUCUUACCAACCUCAAAAGACUUGAUGCAUCUUCCAAUUUGUUCGGGCCCUUCCCUGUUGAAUUUGCAAACCUCAAGUCUUUGGAAGACCUUGAUUUGAGUGGAAAUUUUCUCGGGGAUAAUAGAUCUUUCGGUCAAAUUCCCAAAGUCAUUGGUACUUUGUGCAGCCUAAGGAUAUUAGAUCUUAGGGGGAACUCAUUCAAUGGUAGUUUGGAAAAUUUUUUGAAUGGUUUCUCAAAUGGUACAAGUUAUAGAUUAGGACUGCUGGAAAAUCUGAAGGAACUUGACCUCAGUUUGAACCAUUUUUUUGGUUCAAUUCCACAAUCUAUUAGUAAUUUAUCAUCCCUGGAAAAACUGGACAUCUCGGAUAAUAAUUUCAAUGGGUCCAUUCCUGAAAGUUUGGGACAACUCUCUCAGCUAGUUCACCUCGAUCUAUCUGAGAAUUCGUUGGAAGGCAAUCUAAAUGAAGCCCAUUUCCGAACUCUCACAAAGUUGGAGUCUUUUGCAGUCUGUAGCAAAUACGGGUUCAUGACUGGGUCCCUCAUUUUUAACAUGGCUCAUGACUGGGUUCCUCCUUUCCAACUUAAUUCAAUCGACAUUGCCGACUGCAGAGUAGGUCCUGCCUUUGGGGUAUGGCUUCAGUCUCAAACUGAAUUAACGGAAGUCACGCUUCGUAAUACUUCAAUCUCAGAUUUCAUACCAGAGGAAUGGUUCUUGAAGAUAUCUUUCCAACUCACAUGGCUGGAUUUAUCUAACAACCAAAUUCGUGGAAAGCUUCCAUUUCACAUGACCUCCCCGUCCUUGGAGAAUAUAGAUUUGAGUCGUAAUCAAUUUGAGGGCCCUCUUCCACAUUGGUCUAGCGAUGCUGCCAAAUAUCUCGAUCUUCAAAGCAAUUUAUUUUCCGGGCCGAUUCCCUCAAAUUCUGAUCAAUUGUUGCCUAAAUUGUGGGAAUUGUAUCUAUCUGACAAUCAUCUGAAUGGUAGUCUACCACCCUCUUUGUGCAACAUGUCAAGUUUAAAUACCCUUAUGUUAAGAAGCAAUCACUUGUCUGGAGAAUUCCCACGAGCCUGGAGUCUGUGGCCAUAUUUACAAAUUGUAGAUGUCUCAGACAACAAUUUGUCUGGCAAUUUCUCCAGUUCAAUGGGUGUUCCAAGCUUACUAAUGGUAUUGGAUCUGAGCAAAAACAAUUUCGGGGGUCAAAUUCCUUCUUCUCUAUUCCAAAACUGCAGCGAGUUGUGGAGUAUUGAUCUUGGAGGCAAUAGAUUUACUGGAAGCAUACCUUUACAGACAGGAUCAAAUGUAUCAUCUGAAUUGCAUAGGCUAAGAUUACGAUCCAACUCUUUAAGCGGACAUAUCCCCAAUCGAUUGUGCUCUCUUCAAUAUCUUCAUAUCAUAGACCUUGGCCACAACAACUUUUCAGGGACCAUUCCCAAGUGUUUGUAUAAUCUGACUGCUUUGGCCUACCGUAAUUACAGUAGGUACGGUUUUGAAAAUUAUCUUGAGACGGCCAGCUUGACAUUGAAGGGACAAGAACUCGCAUAUAACACCACUCUGGAUUUGGUGAAAAGCAUUGAUUUCUCAUCAAACAACUUAGAAGGUGAAAUCCCUGACGAAGUAAGCAGCCUCAUUGGAUUGGGCACGUUGAACUUGUCAAGAAAUCAACUGACUGGAAACAUUCCCUCAAAGAUUGGAAACAUGCAAUUGCUGGAAACUCUUGAUCUCUCACACAAUCACCUCUCCGGGCAUAUUCCUCAGAGUUUAUCUUCAUUAACCCUUUUGGCUCACCUGAACUUGUCUUUCAACAACUUGUCCGGAAGAAUUCCUUCAGGCAACCAACUUCAAACACUCAAUGAUUCAUCCAUUUACGAAGGCAAUCCAUCCUUGUGUGGGGUCCCUCUUUCAACUGUCUGCCCGGGAGAUGGCCCUGACGAUGGUGAUCAUAAUGAUGAUGAUAAUGAUGAGAAUGGGAAGUUUGGUAUCGUUGUUAGCGCUGUCCUCGGCUUCAUCAUAGGCUUCUGGAGUGUCUGUGGCACAUUGGUUAUGAAGAAAUCAUGGAGGUAUGCCUAUUUUCGAUUCUUUGAUGACAUAAAGGAGAAGGCAGCAUUAGCAAUUGCAUUGAGAGUGGCUCGUUGGCAAAGGAGGACUUGAUUGGAAAAGGAAAAUUAAAGAAUAAAAUGCACUGAAGGUGGUCUAUAUGGGGCAUUUGUGGCUUUCUAGAAAGGGUACGUUGUGUCUCUUUUGGUUCAGGUGCUCUCCAUGACACUGCCCUUUGGAGCUGUUUGUGGCGCUGGUGAAGAUGACGGUCAGUAUUGUUGGGGUUUGCUGUGUUCUCUUUAUUGUUGUAAUCAAUAAUUAAGUGUUUAAUAGUGUCAUGUAAUCAAUAAUUAAGCAUGUAUCAUGUGUCAAAUUAUUCAAGCAACUUUGAUGCUAAAUAAUACCUUGCUGGAAGUGUGUAUCCACGUUCGAUGCAUUUGAAACUUGUAAAAGGACUGUUUGUUUUCAGUAAUCAAUCCCUUUGCUUUGUUUGUUUUGCUGUCUUUAUUUAAUCCCAAUCAGCUCCAGCUCCCACCUCUGCUCUCUCCACCGUCUACACCCCCCGCUCCCUAGCCCAAUCCUACCUCUCCGACCAGGCCCACGCUACUUUUCUGGGUCGGACCCUCUCUCCACUUCCUCCAUGUACCUCGCCGGCACCGAUGGCCUCGGCCGCUAGAGCGACGUCGUAUAUGAUGUCCUCCUGGCCCUCCCCGGAUGCCGAACCCGGCCCGCCCGGCUUCAAACGCACCUCUGAAGUAUUAUAUGAAGAUUGGGAAUGUAAGUAUGGUGCACAAUGCAGAUUCCAUCACCCGAUUGAUAGGCCAGCAGUGGCGUUGUCAACAACAAAGCUAUCUCAACAAGAAAAUGUGAAGCUAACGCUUGCUGGACUACCUAGGAGGGAGGGUGCCGUUAUCUGUGUGUAUUACCUUAAAACCGGCACAUGCAAGUAUGGUGCAACCUGCAGAUUUGACCACCCAUCUCCUGUUUAAGUUGUAGCAAUGGCAGCUUCACAAGCAAAAUCUAUUUCUACUGGAGGGAAAGCAUAAGCAGCUGAAUCCACACAGGAACAGCAGCAGUAGGUCCCUAGCUAGAAUGAAGAAGUGAUGAGGCCUCGAAGGAGGUCUAUGGCAAAAGUAUUGCCAUCUGCAAUCAUGGUUUAUAAAUUCCCCAAUCAGCCAUUCUUUAUGCUCUGCGUAUAAGGUGCAAGUGUUGACCGAUUCGAUAACAUGAGAACAAGACAUUACCUUACAUUGCCCAGUCAAAUUCCCUCGAUUCAAAAGACCAGUUUCCAUUUUACAUCGAGAUUGACUCUGUACCGCCACCGCCACGUGCUCCUCCAACCCUGGAUAAGCAAAGAGAGGGUUCGGAUUUGCAGACGCUGCUCCGGAGAUUCUGGAAGAGAGGCGGUGCCGUACUGGUCCUCCGACGACAAGGUCCAGGUCAGGAUGCAGCUGGGAGGAGUCUUCCUUCUCAUCUCGCCACCACCGGGAUCAGCGUCGGCUUCAAUUUUCUGGGUCGGGACUUCCACAAUGCCCUUGCCAAUAAGGACCAAGAGCAGUUCAUGAAGCAACUGCUUUACUACCUGGGUGCCUUUGCUGGUGGAAUUCCGGUGAGCACCAAUCGCUGCUCUUUCGCUUAGAUUUUUGUGUUGCGGAAUUAUGCAAGAGAAACUCUUUCUUUGAGGUGGAGAUCUUGGAUGGAGCGUUAUUACAUUGACCAUUACCUGAGCAACCAAACAUUUUACUGAAUUCAAUCCCAAUCAAUCAUUGAUAAUCCAGAUCAGCAAAUUGUUGAUGAUCUAAGUUCUUUCACGGGGACAGCCCUGUCAUUCUCUUUAACACUAUUCAAUGCUGUGAUAGAUCUCAUAUCAUUCAGUAACAUAUUAUUUGGUAUCUAUCCUCCGCUGUUUGUUGUUCUUCUAGUAUAUUCGAUUGGUGUAACAGUGAUCAGUUUCUUUAUUGGAAGGAUAAGUAUCUGUAACUCAUUUAGCAAAAAUUUGUUCCCAUCAUUAUGCAAUGGUAUCUCUGGCAAUAAGGAAUGAUGCCAACUUGAUUCGACUUUGUUCUCAGGGUUUGGUGACAUUAAACUUCCUACAAGAGAAAAAGGAAGCAGAUUUUCGUUAUGGACUUGUGCACGUUCGAGAAAAUGCUGAAUCAAUAGCUUUCUAUAGUGGUGAAGACAAUGAAAUGCAACUUUUGCUGCAAUGCUUCAAAAGUGCUUUUGAGAAUCUAACUGUAAAUUUGAUGAUUAUUUGUAUAGCAGCUCUUUGGGGAUGGGCACUAGUUAACACUUCUUUUGAUUUUUAACUAGUGUUCAUUUGAUUUUUUGUUUGUGGGUUUUUGGUGGAACUUUGGAAUGGUGAUGAUGUGAAGAUAAGGACCAGGAGCAAUUCACGAAGCAACUGCUUUACUACCUGGGUGCCUUUGCUGGUGGAAUUCCGGUGAGCACCAAUCGCUGCUCUUUCGCCUAAUUAGUAUUAUAUGAAGACUGGAGAAUGUAAGUAUGGUGCACAAUGCAGAUUCCAUCACCCAAUUGAUAGGCCAGCAGUGGCAUUGUCAACAACAAAGCCAUCUCAACAAGAAAAUGUGAAGCUAACGCUUGCUGGACUACCUAGGAGAGAGGGUGCCGUUAUCUAUGUGUAUUACCUUAAAACCGGCGCUUGCAAGUAUGGUGCAACCUGCAGAUUUGACCACCCACCUCCUGGCGAAGUUGUAGCAAUGGCAGCUUCACAAGGAAAAUCUGAUUCUACCGGAGGGAAAGCAUAAGCAACUGAAUGCACAAAGGAACAGCAGCAGUAGGUCCCUAGCUAGAAUGAAGAAGUGAUGAGGCCUCGAAGGAGGUCUAUGGCAAAAUUAUUGCCAUCUGCCAUGGUCUAUUUCAGUAUUUUGUACUAUGUUUCUGAGCCAUCAUGGUUUAUAAAUUGCCCAAUCAGCCAUUCUUUAUGCUCUGCGUAUAAGGUGCAAGUGUUGACCGAUUGGAUAACAUGAGGUAUUUUGUUCUCCUGUAUUAAGUGAGUCUAUGCAUGUACUUUGUAUCAGAGUGAUGAGUUUCAGUGCUAUGGUUUUAUGAAAGUUUGCUCUUCCCUCUGCUUCUUCCUUC